AUCAAUGCGAUUCCCGAGACCCUCGCAUAUAACACGCCGAACGCGAGCAGCAGAUUCUGCUGUUUUCUCAGUAACCGUGCGAGUUCGCGCGCGUGCAGUCGCCGCAGAUUUAGUUAAAAAAAAUAUCUCGUUUUUUAUUUUCUAUUUAAUUAAAUUAGAUAGUCCAAAAAAUCGAAAAAAAAAAACUUUAAAUAAUUAUUUAGUUUAUCGAUCCCAAUUAUGUGCCAGCAAUGACAUCGUCAACCACCGUCAGAAAAUCGUACGGCAACAGGAAGCUCAACACUUUCCCGGAGGACUAUUUCCGCCUGGUCAAACAGAAGACCAACGCGAGUAAUGCUCCGAAAAAGAGCGAAGACGUCGCCAAAUUAAUUAAAUACAUCGACGAUAAUGUCAUUGGAAAGAAUAAUGCGUUUUUGGGUCCGUUUGGUAGAAGAAAAGUUGUAUUUUGCGAUUACGUAGCUUCGGGAAGAUCGUUACAAUUCAUAGAAGAAUACAUCCUCCGAGAAGUUUUACCAUGUUACGGAAACACCCAUUCCACAAUAAACAUAACAGCGCUUCAAUCGACUUUAUUUAGACAAGAAGCAAGGGAGAUAAUAAAAAAUGCUGUUAACGCAACUGAAGAAGACGCUGUUAUCUUUGUUGGUCAAGGUUGUUCCGCUGCCAUUAGAAAAUUAAUUAGUGCUUUGGACUUGAAGGAAGCGCCGAUUGUAUUUACUAGCGCCAGUGAACAUUUAGAUAAUUUGCAGAUAUGGGAAGAUUAUGGAGCGACGAUCAUUCGAAUUUCAGAAACAAGACAAAACUUUUUGGACCUAACCGAUUUAGAAGAGCAAUUAAAAAUUCAUCAAUACUCUGGUAGACAACUCAUAGGAUGUUUUUCAGCGGCUUCAAGCGUUACAGGAAUUUUAGUGGACGAUGUGGCUUCAACAGCACUUCUUCAUCAAUACGGAGCUUUAGCCUUUUGGGAUUACAACUUAGCAGCGCCUUACAUUAACAUCAACAUGAACGCAAAAAUACCCGGAAUCGAAGAAAAUGUCGCCACGAAAGAUGCCAUUUACUUUUCCGGGCAUAAAUUUAUCGGCGGCGUUCAAACUCCUGGUAUUUUAGUUGCGAAAAGGAAUCUUUUUAAGAAAACUGAACCUGCAGAACCGGACGGUUUUUUCGCACCUCAAGAACAAAACAGGAGCUUUGAAGUACAAGAAGAAGGUUCAACUGCCCCAGUUGUAGAAUCGGUUAGGGCGGGAUUAGUGAUGCAACUUAAAGAAACAGUGGGGGCAUCAAAUAUAUUAUUGCGACAGGAAAAGAUUAACAAACAAAUGCUUCAACACAUCCGCACAAUUCCAGAAAUAAUUCUCCUGGGUAACUGUUCGACGAGUUUAAAACGAAUUCCUGUUUUUUCUUUCAUGGUGCGUCAUCCCAGGGGAACUUAUCUUCAUCAUAAUUUCGUUAGCGCCAUAUUAAACGAUGUCUUUGGUAUUCAAGCACGUGGAGGGUGCCCUUGCUCGGGAGUUUAUGCUCAAGAUCUUUUGGGAAUAGACCAAAACCUUGCAGAUCAAUACGAAAAUAUAAUCCUAGAAGACAGACGUCUAAGCAGUUUAAAUUUAUCAAUGGAUAAUAUGUACUUGGAACUCCUUCGACCUGGAUUUACAAGAAUAAGCUUGCCGUAUUUUAUAAGCGACGCUGAAUUAGCUUUUGUAAUGGAAGCUGUAAAAAUGGUCGCAACUGAAGGGUGGAAACUACUUCCCCAAUACAUUUUAGAUUUAGAUACCGGCGAAUGGAGACAUCAUACAAACACAAAUCAAAAAGAUAGAAAAUGGCUUGGAUCAAUACGUUAUGUUGAUGGGAAAAUGACGAUGAAUGAAAGAAGGAUUUCUGGGCCGGGAUUAUUCCCCCAAAAUUAUUCCGAAUGUCUUCAAACGGCAAGGAAUUUAUUUAAUCGAGCAAGAAAAACUGCGAUGAGAAAUCCGUAUGAAGAUCAAGGAAUCCGAUUUGAUGCUCGAGCGGAGAAAUUACGUUGGUUUAUGCUACCCCACGAAGCCCAAGAUAUUUUAACGAGCAACUCUCAAAAUAUAAAACACACGGUUCCUUUUGACCCAAGAAAUUCGGGGGCUUUAAAAAAAGGGGACAAAGAUGAUAAAGGAACCGUAAAAUCAACAAAUAGCUCUCCGCGUCAUUAUUCAUUACCCGCAAUUGACGAUCAUCGAAUAAUCGGUUCGUCCCCAGUUCCAUAUUAUGUCCCAGAAGUAAAUGCGGUUUAUUAUUCACCUCCGUUUGCGGUUCCUCAACCGCCAUUAAAUUUCGCGGUGGGUGAAAGUGUAAAUGCUGCUAUUUUAGAUCCAGCACCGCAUUCUCCACAUUUUUUCCGCGAGCGAUGUUUAAGUUUAGGAGCACCAAAUGUUUCCCCUCCAGUACUUAGCCCGCAAACACGUGUUUCAUUAGGCAUCACUCAACAAACAAGACAAAGAAAUUGUAGUUGUAGCAGUCAGACUGAUUUACAUUCCUUGGAUUCAGAUGCGACGACAUCUCCAACACAUAGCUUGAAUAUUGUUUCAAAUUCAUUCGAUUGUAGUAUGUUAGGCAGAGCAUCGCCAGGACCGGAUUUACAAACCUACGUAACGGAAAUGACUAAAGAAUUAGCCACAAAUAUUAAAUCAGAAAUACGCGAGGUUAUCUCGAAAGUUGAGGAUGCUAUCGAUAUUGGUUCUUCAAUGGGUUUUGCGUACGAUAAACAAGGAAGUAGUAGUGAAGAUGGAAGGAGUGAUUCUAUUUCAGCGAAUGAGGUUGCUGAAUAUCUUGAAAAAGUCUCUAAACAAAUGGCGAAUGAAGUUAAAUCUGAAAUAAGAGACGUUGUGAGUGCCGUCGAUGUUUAUUUCACACCCGAAAAAAGAUCAUUUUCCAGAGCUUCAAGUUCUGGCGAUAGUGAAAAAUGUAACAAAGAAAAACCUGAAAAAUAUACUCCCGGAUCGAGUAGCGAGACCGUUAUUCAAAUGAUUAAUACUGGAAUUAAACAAUUAAGCGACGAAGACUUAACGGACAAAGUAGGAAAAUUAAAACAUUUAUCAUCGAACGUUACAAGUGUUAGUUCUCAAGAUAGCGGAAUAAAUCUUUCCUUUCACGAACAUGAUCUCGAUGGAAUUCGAAGAAGCAGCUCUGAAACUUCAACGAAACGUGAAAAAGCCAAAAUGACUUUACAAAGACAUUGCGAAAAUAGUGAUCAUAGUGAUAAUAGCGAAUCGGAAAAGUCUUCCAAUGAAAGCAACAAAACCACGAAAUGGUCAUGUUCGCCUAAAACGAUUUGGCAACCAACCGUUGAAGCUAUCAGCGAAUACGAAAUGAUUAGAAGUGGAGAUAGAAUUCUUGUAUGUUUAAGUGGAGGAAAAGAUUCUUUAAGUCUUCUUCACGCUUUAUUACAAUAUCAAAGUAUUUGUUCGGGAAAAGGAGUUGUUUUUACUUUGGGGGCUGCAACAGUUGAUCCUGAAGCUUCGGGGUGCGAUCCAUGCAUAAUUAUACCACAUUUAAAAAGUUUGGGUGUAAAUUAUGUCAUCGAUGAUCACGUCGAUGGUAAAGUUACAAGAUACGAACAACACGCAGCUGAAAAUUAUUAUAGUUUUCGCACAAGCUCUCUACGACAAAGACUAUAUGCGACAGCCAAAAAUGGUGGAUAUAAUGUAAUCGCCGUUGCCCAACAUUUAGACGAUUUGGUUGAAAGCUUUUUAUUAUCCAUUUUCCACAAAGGAAGACUGAAAACGUUAAAGGCACAUUAUUUUAUAAGAGAACACGAUUUAAGAGUUAUUCGCCCAUUCAUUUACGUUCGCGAAAAAUCUCUUAAACAAUUCGUUGCCAAUAAUCAAUUACCGGCGAUUUCGAGCAGUUCUUCUAAUUUGGAAUUGACGAAGCAAAGACAGAGGGUGCGUCAAGUUUUGGCGCAACACGAAAUACUCUUUCCGAAAUUAUUUACAUGUUUACGAGCCGCUUUACAUUCGUUAAUAUGCUGCAGCGAAAAUCAAGAUGACGGUCCGAAAGUUCGGAGACGAUUGAGGUCGCGGGAAACUGAAUCAUCGUCGGAUGUUGAGACUGACGAGGAACCAAUUUUGAAAACUGACUGAAACUCGAAAAGGAAAAAAUUUAAAGAAAUUAUUAUUACCCGGAUUAAGAAACUAUAACGUAUAGGAUAAUUAGACUAUUACUCAACUCCCCAAAAAAGGAUUCGAAUUUAAAAAAAUAAGAUGGUUUUUGAAGGAAAACGUCUUUUCAGAAAACAAUUUUGAAAAAAGUCUAAAAAAAAACAAGUAUUUUGCGUGACUUAUUUGUAUGCCUUACAUAUAAAAAAAAUGUGCGAAAUGAUUUUCGAAUUCCCUCCAAACCGUUCUUCAAUUUUAUUUGUUUCGUUUAAUAUAAAAUAUUAUUAAAUCUAAAGAUUGCACACCGUUAUAAUUUUUUUUUGUUAAUUGGAUUCGGACGUCGAAAGAUAUAGAUAUGUAUUAAUGUUAUUACACUUUAAGAUAUUUAACGAUGUUACGAUGGAUUGUAUUUUAUUUUUAAUUCAAUUUACGAGUAAAUAAGCUUAUAUAUCGCA
Messenger RNA from Onthophagus taurus, 4573 nucleotides. RefSeq lists its product as uncharacterized. Lineage: Eukaryota; Metazoa; Arthropoda; Insecta; Coleoptera; Scarabaeidae. The record is from RefSeq and is a predicted model, not a curated record.